CAAGAGUUUGUGGCCUGCGGCACCGAGCUCAUUCUAAUAACCUGCAGGGGAGGGUGAAGAGCGCUGAAACCGCAGACAGCCGCGCCGCCGUGCUGUCGUCGCCCACUAUUCCUACCCAACACCGCUGCUCGUGCUCCGCGACCAGCGACGUCCGCACCGCCCGCUGCUGUGCUCGCUGCCUUCCACGUGUCGCCUCCCGUCGCUCUUUACCGCCCAUCCGUCGCGACCGCAACCCAGGCCCGGCCCCAAGCGCAGCAGCACCCGCAGCAGCAGCAGCAGCUAGGAAAAGCACGAGAAGCUUUGCAGCUGUCGCAAGCUGUCGGAAUCAGCCUGCACCACCUAUUCCGAGCACCUCACCGUCCUCUGACCGCUGCGCGCUCGCCGCCCCGGCGCAUUGAGCACACGCGACCCACGCACGCCGGGCACAGCCUACAUAACGCGCAUCGCGCCGCACGAUUGAGCUAUCGCUGUCGCCGCUCCCGCCCACUUCGAGCACCAUUGACUCCGACGAGCGCCCCUCCUGUGCAUCACUGGCCGUGCCCUGCACCGCCGCUUCCAGCAUAUCAUAAUGUCCGCCCCUUACGAAAUCCGCACGAAUGACAACGGCAAGACGAAGAAGCAGUCCAUGGCCGAACUCAAGCUGCGGCGUCUCACGGAGCUCAAUCAGAGAUUACAAGAAGAUCUGAAUCGUAGGCGGAUACCUGUAUCGGAAGCUGCCAUGGAUCUGAUUGCCUUCACGGACAAAGAGCCCAAGGACUUUAUGGUGCCUAGUCGCUGGGGCACCAUCGACAAACGUGAAGACCCCUACGCUCCUCAACAAUCGAACGGCUGUUGUUCAGUAAUGUAGCCGCCCGCCAGAUACCCUUUCUAUACCUCGGUCUUUCGAUUGGCGUUUCAGCGGUUCAAUAUGUUAGGGGGAGUCGCUAUCCUCGAUGGCUCAUGAGGAAUCUAUUUUGCUACAACUAAAAGCACGAGGUGGUGGACAGAUAUGGGCCAUGCACACGUGUAGAAUGAGGCAGUUGUACCAUAUUGUGCGGCCCUGCCCUUUCCGCCCAUAUUUCAGGCAUGGGAAACGAUUAUGCUGGCUUCUCGCGAAAUCAGUUCCAAACACUCGACUUCUCUUCGCCUGGCUUAAACUUGUGUACACGCGACCGUCGUCCAUUGUCAAGGACCAGAACAUCACCCUAGGAUCCUGAA
This is a messenger RNA of Cercospora beticola, 1197 nucleotides long. RefSeq names its product Ste18p (gene STE18). Gene Ontology annotation, cellular component: heterotrimeric G-protein complex. Gene Ontology annotation, biological process: G protein-coupled receptor signaling pathway. The record is from RefSeq and is a predicted model, not a curated record. Gene Ontology annotation, molecular function: G-protein beta-subunit binding. NCBI's taxonomy places the organism in Eukaryota, Fungi, Ascomycota, Dothideomycetes, Mycosphaerellales, Mycosphaerellaceae.